CGACUCUAGUCAUUGGCUGCCAUCGGAAAUGUCUAUCUCCGGUGGUGCAGGAUUUGUCACAUUCCGGCCUAAGAAAAAGCUUUUCUUGGCUCUCUUUGUUUCGAUCCUUGUCGUUACUGCUAUAGUCACCAUUGCCACAGCCGUUUCCAAAAAGAAAUCCAGCAAUGAUAAUGCAGCUCACUCCAUCGUCAAAUCCUCAUGCAGCGCCACAUUGUACCCAGACUUAUGCUUCGCAACGAUCUCCUCGGCUCCGGAUGCUAAGACCAAGAUCAAGAACCCCAAGGACGUGAUAGAAUUGGUGUUGAAUUUGACGAUAAGUGCUGUGCAGAGCAACUAUUUAUCCAUCAAGAAGCUCAUCAGUACCCGCGGGAAGAGCCUCACGAAGCGUGAAGUGACCGCGCUUUACGACUGUCUCGAACUGGAGGAUGAAACUUUGGACGAGCUAUUCGAAACUGAACGAGAUCUCGUAGAUUAUCCAAGCUUUAAAAAGUCGAUUUCCCAACACGCUGAUGAUCUCAAGAGCCUUAUCAGUGCUGCAAUGACCAACCAAGAAACUUGCCUCGAUGGCUUUUCUCACGACCGUGCUGAUAAAAAGGCGAGACAAGCGAUUAUCGACGGGCAGAUGCAUGUUUUCCACAUGUGUAGCAAUGCCCUGGCAAUGAUCAAGAACUUAACCGACACGGACAUGGCGAGCCAGGGUCACCCAUCAUCAGGGAGACGACUUAAGGAGCAAGAGGAAACAGAAUGGCCUGAAUGGUUGUCGGCGGGAGAUAGGAGACUUCUACAGGGGACGACAGUGACCCCUAAUGUAACCGUGGCGGCUGAUGGCAGUGGCGACUUCCUCACGGUGUCGGAGGCGGUGGCAGCUGCGCCGGAGAGAAGCAGUACAAGGUACAUCAUAAAGAUUAAAGCCGGAGUGUAUAGGGAAAACGUGGAUGUUCCGAGGAGGAAACCCAAUCUCAUGUUUGUGGGAGAUGGGAGGGUCAACACCAUCAUCACUGCUAGCAGAAACGUCGUUGAUGGCAGCACCACUUUCAACUCUGCCACUGUCGCUGCUGUAGGGGACGGGUUCUUGGCCAGGGACAUAACAUUUCAGAACACGGCGGGGCCAUCGAAGCACCAAGCAGUGGCACUGCGUGUGGGAUCAGAUUUAUCAGCAUUCUACAGGUGUGACAUGUUGGCAUACCAGGACACACUAUAUGUCCACAGCCUUCGCCAGUUCUAUUCAGGAUGCCUUAUAGCAGGCACCGUCGACUUCAUAUUCGGAAAUGCGGCAGCAGUGUUCCAAGACUGUGACAUCCACGCUCGUCGUCCCGAUCCGAACCAAAGGAACAUGGUCACCGCACAAGGCCGCGACGACCCGAACCAGAACACCGGGAUCGUGAUCCAGAAAUGCAGGAUCGGUGCAACACGGGAUUUAGAAGCCGUGAAGGCCAAUUUUCCAACUUACUUAGGGAGACCAUGGAAGCAAUAUUCGAGAACCGUUAUCUUGCAAUCCGUCAUAAGCGACGUCAUUAAUCCCGCCGGUUGGUUCCCGUGGAAUGGUGAAUUCGCACUAAACACUUUGACGUAUCGAGAGUAUCAAAACACCGGUCCCGGUGCUAACACUUCAAGCAGGGUUACAUGGAGAGGAUAUAGUUUGAUCCCCAUUGCAUCGGAGGCGCAAAGCUAUACUGCUCGGAAUUUCAUCUCCGGUGCUAACUGGUUAAACGCCACCGGUUUUCCUUUCUCUCUUGAUCUUUGAGUAAUUGCUGAAGUUCAGACAAAUUCUUGUAGUUCAGAAUAAGGGUAUUGUCCCCAAGGCAAUGUAAUGUAAUCAUGAUCCUAAAAGCCAGAGCCAACAGUCAACAGGCAUCAAGUUAGUUUAUAAGCUUUAA
Hibiscus syriacus is the source of this 1877-nucleotide messenger RNA. Its product is annotated as pectinesterase-like. Lineage: Eukaryota; Viridiplantae; Streptophyta; Magnoliopsida; Malvales; Malvaceae. Gene Ontology annotation, biological process: cell wall modification. The coding region runs from base 29 to 1744 and encodes 571 amino acids. Gene Ontology annotation, molecular function: pectinesterase inhibitor activity; pectinesterase activity. The transcript has 2 exons. The record is from RefSeq and is a predicted model, not a curated record.